Molecule: messenger RNA, 1681 nt
Organism: Paramisgurnus dabryanus
Lineage: Eukaryota; Metazoa; Chordata; Actinopteri; Cypriniformes; Cobitidae
Gene: rcn3
Product: reticulocalbin 3, EF-hand calcium binding domain
Cellular component (GO): endoplasmic reticulum
Molecular function (GO): calcium ion binding
Source: RefSeq, a predicted model, not a curated record
UCGUGUCAGUUAAACAUUUUUGUGUCCACGUAACGCUGACUGCUCCGCCUACUUUUACGUGCAUUUUAAAGAGGUAACGUGCCAACGCGUACUCAUCAACUUGAGAUAAACGGGUGUAUUCAUGCAGAAAUCUUUGCAGAAUCGGGGAAAUAUGCAGCUGCUCUUUUUGGGAACACUUGCCCUGUUUGUUGGGGUCACAGUUACAGUGCCUGCACAGGAGAAGCGUGUACACCGUCAGUCUGACCUCAGUGACCACGCUCACGAUGAUUCUCAUGGUUUCCAGUAUGACCACGAGGCCUUUCUGGGCAAAGAAGAAGCCAAGACCUUUGACCAGCUGAGCCCUGAGGAAAGCAAAGAGAGACUGGGAAAGAUUGUGGAUCGUAUCGAUACAGAUAAAGAUGGUUUCGUCAGCCAUGCGGAGCUCCACCACUGGAUUAAACACAGACAGAGGAGAUACAUCGAGGAGAACGUGGACAAGCACUGGAAAGACUACGACCAGAACAAGGAUGGGAAGAUUGCAUGGGCUGAGUAUAAGAACACAACUUAUGGAUUUUACAUGGAUGAAGAGUUUGAUGAUAUUGAUGAUAAGAUGAGUUACAAAUCCAUGCUCACAAGAGAUGAGAGGAGAUUUAAAAAUGCAGACCGGGAUGGGGAUGGCCUCGCUACCAGAGAAGAGUUUACUGCAUUCCUUCAUCCAGAGGAGUUUGACUACAUGAAAGAUGUUGUCAUACAGGAAACAAUUGAGGACAUUGACAAGAAUGGUGACAAGAAAAUUAAUCUACAGGAAUACAUUGGGGAUAUGUAUACACCUGAGGAUGGGGAGAAUGAACCAGAAUGGGUUGUAACAGAAAAGAAACAUUUUUCAGAGUUCAGAGAUCUCAACAAGGAUGGUUUUCUUGAUGCCAGUGAAGUAGCUCAUUGGAUCCUGCCAGGAGAGGUGGACCAUGCAGAUAAUGAGGCCAAACAUCUCAUUCACGAAACUGAUAAAGAUCAUGAUGACAAAAUCACCAAAAAGGAGAUUCUGGCAAACUGGAACAUGUUUGUUGGGAGCCAAGCGACUAAUUACGGAGAGGAUCUCACCAAAAGACACGAUGAGCUUUAAUAAUGUCACACAUGGGUCUUGGUGAGGGAAAUCAGGGGCGGUAUAUUUUUGGUAUGAGAUGUUUAGGAUAUAGGGCAAGGAGGAAUAUGAAAAAGUUGUAUUAUCAUGUUGGGUUGAAACAAUUCUACAGUCAAGUCAGGGGUUAGGCUUCUUGGUUAUAAGAACUGAAGAAAUGGAGAAAAAAACUAAAGGUCAAGGCAGACAGUGUAAUUUAUUGUCAAACAUUUCAUCCAUUUAAGAUUUUUGGGGCAACCAAAUCUGAUAAAAAUAUACUUUACACACAAAAUAUAAUGAACACUCCAUUUCACUUAUGUUAUACAAAGCUGUAGAGCUCUAGGAUGCUCAGGAACUCAGCACUGAAUAGUGGGCCAGUUGCAGAUAAACUCACUGUAACAGGCCUGGUUUGACUGUUACAAACAUUUUAUUACAUUAGUGAUCUGUGAUCUGUGAUUUCACAUUUUACAUGAAACAAUCCAUGUAGUGUAAGGGGUAGGAGGAGACAAAAGUGAUUGACACUUUAUUGCUGAAACAUUUUUCUCUCUGUGAAUUCUAAAUAAAGCCAUGUUGGUUUUUGGUUAA